Messenger RNA from Ostertagia ostertagi, 381 nucleotides. Lineage: Eukaryota; Metazoa; Nematoda; Chromadorea; Rhabditida; Trichostrongylidae. The record is from the annotation of a GenBank genome assembly.
AUGGCAAGCAAGGCAAGUCAACAUCGUGAAUACAUCCGUAAAGCCGUAACCGCGAUGCAGAACAUACGAACAUUUAUUGAGAAUGAAUACUGGGCAAUCGGUGAACAGCGAACAGAAUUGGACACGCUUCGGAGAGAGAUGGAUUUCGCCAAAGCAGAGCUGAAGGCUGCAAAGGACGAACAGCUGGUGGCUGUUAAGAACCAACUCUACAAUAUGGCCGUAUCAGCCUUUGAAGAGAAACUUAAGAAGGUAACAGCACUGGUGGACGAGCUGCCAAAACACAAAGCCGCACACUUCGCCGAUUUAGAAGAAUGGGUCAGCUGCACAAGAAAGUACCACGAUCAAAUGGCUAAACUGAACCGAGACGCCCUAAAGAGCUAA